This is a messenger RNA of Myxocyprinus asiaticus (Chinese sucker), 11471 nucleotides long. RefSeq lists its product as uncharacterized. Gene Ontology annotation, biological process: protein ubiquitination; ubiquitin-dependent protein catabolic process. Gene Ontology annotation, molecular function: ubiquitin protein ligase activity. The record is from RefSeq and is a predicted model, not a curated record. The transcript has 48 exons. Lineage: Eukaryota; Metazoa; Chordata; Actinopteri; Cypriniformes; Catostomidae.
AUAACAGCUUCAACUCAUCUGGGAAGGCUUUCCACAAGGUUUAGGAGUGUGUUUAUGGGAAUUUUUGAUUCUUCCAGAAGCACAUUUGUGAGGUCAGACACUGAUGUUGGACGAGAAGGCCUGGCUCGCAGUCUUCGCUCUAAUUCAUCCCAAAGGUGCUCUAUCGGGUUGAGGUCAGGACUCUGUGCAGGCCAGUCAAGUUCUUCCACACCAAACUCGCUCAUCUGUGUCUUUAUGGACCUUGCUUUGUGCACUGGUGCGCAGUCAUGUUGGAACAGGAAGGGGCCAUCCCCAAACUGUUCCCACAAAGUUGGGAGCAUGGAAUUGUCCAAAAUGUCUUGGUAUGCUGAAGCAUUCAGAGUUCCUUUCACUGGAACUAAGGGGCCAAGCCCAGCUCCUGAAAAACAACCCCACACCAUAAUCCCCCCUCCACCAAACUUCACAGUUGGCACAAUGCAGUCAGACAAGUACCGUUCUCCUGGCAACUGCCAAACCCAGACUCGUCCAUCAGAUUGCCAGAUGGAGAAGCGUGAUUCGUCACUCCAGAGAACGCGUCUCCACUGCUCUAGAGUCCAGUGGCGGCGUGCUUUACACCACUGCAUCCGACGCUUUGCAUUGCACUUGGUGGUGUAUGGCUUGGAUGCAGCUGCUCGGCCAUGGAAACCCAUUCCAUGAAGCUCUCUACGCACUGUUCUUGAGCUAAUCUGAAGGCCACAUGAACUUUGGAGGUCUGUAGUGACUGACUCUGCAGAAAGUUGGCGACCUCUGCGCACUAAGCGCCUCAGCAUCCGCUGACCCCGCUCUGUCAUUUUAUGUGGCCUACCACUUCGUGGCUGAGUUGCUGUCAUUCCCAUUCGCUUCCACUUUGUUAUAAUACCACUGACAGUUGACUGUGGAAUAUUUAGUAGUGAGGAAAUUUCACGACUGGACUUGUUGCACAGGUGGCAUCCUAUCACAGUACCACUUUGGAAUUCACUGAGCUCCUGAGAGCGGCCCAUUCUUUCACAAAUGUUUGUAGAAGCAGUCUGCAUGCCUAUGUGCUUCAUUUUAUACACCUGUGGCCAUGGAAGUGAUUGGAACACCUGAAUUCAAUUAUUUGGAUGGGUGAGCGAAUACUUUUGGCAAUAUAGUGUAUAUACAUAUACAUACAUACACAUACAUAUACACACAUAAUAAUCAUACUCACUUAAAAACUAUACUACAGUACUCUCUCCACACCCCACCCGAGAGCCCCCCAAAAAUUCCAAAUACCUGCCCCAUUUCCGGACAAACAAAUCUAAAUCACCCCAUCUUCCCAAUGACACCUCCUCAUAAGCCGCUACCCUCCCCAUCUCCGUGCACCACUCCGGAUAUUGGGGCGCACCAGCUGACCUCCAACCCCUCAAAAUAACCUGCCUGGCGAUCAUCACACAGGUCAGAACCCAGUUCUCAAUAUGGCCAUCCCCCAUAUCGAUGACCGCCCCAUCACCCAGAACAGAAAGUCUGGGGCAAAACUAAACCCGAGUGCCCACCACAUCGCAGACAAAAUUCUGAACCUUCAACCAGAAUUUCUGUAUCUUGACACACCACCAAAAAACAUGGGCCAUAUCUCCAUCCUCCGAUUGGCAUCUCCAGCAGGUGGCUGUGUCUUUAAGACCAAGCCUAUACAGUCUAGAGGGGUUCCAAUAAAAUCUAUGCAAAAUUUUGAAUUGUAUAAGACGCACCCUUGCAUCUCUAGAUGCAGACGUAACGUUUUUAAAAAUCUUAGCCCACACUCCUUCCUCCAAUGCCAAGUUGAAAUCUUUCUCCCAUACUCUCUUGAGAGAAGUUAAAGCUCCAUACCCCAGACUCUGAAUUAACAGGGAGUAGUACACUGAGGCCUCAUGACCUUGUUCAAAAGCCGCAAUCACCUCUCCCAAAGCAUCUGUCUCCUUAGGGGGGUGUGUGCUACUCCCAAAAAUAGUACAAAGCAGGUGGUGGCGCAGUUGUAAAUACCUAUAAAACUGAGGUCUGGGGAUCCCAAAAUGUUGGACCAAGUUUUCAAACAAUCUCAACACUCCACUUUCAUAUAGGUCACCGAGUGUAGCAAUCCCCUCACAAUCCACUCUGGCCAGCAGAAAGGGGACUUGCCAAUAAACAAUCUUGGGUUCUGCCAUAUGCUCGAGGCAACAUUUAAAUAAGUGUCCAAUUUAAACAAUCUGGACACUUUAGUCCAUACCGAGUGUAAAUGCGAAAUAACGGGGUGUAACUUAACUUUUCCGAUUAGUUUGAUAGAGAUGCUUUGUAAUGGCGAAACAGGGGCAAGAACUGCCUGUUCAAUAACAAACCAGGGAGGGGCUCUCACAGGUGGAAGUGACCAAUGAGCCAAAUGUCUGAGACUGAACACAUAGUAAUAAAACAAAAUCUUGGGUAGGCCAAGUCCACCUUUGUCUAUCGGCGUAUGUAACUUAUUAAAAUGCAAUCUGGGAAGUUUACCAUUCCAAAUGAAGGACUUCGCUAUGCUAUCAAAUUGCUUGAAAUAAGAGAGGGGGACAUCUACAGGGAGAGAUUGUAGCAGGUAGUUAAAUUUUGGAAUACAAUUCAUUUUAAUAACAUUAACCUGCCCACAUCGCUUGAAAACCUUUUUAUUAAAGGGUUAAAAUUAACACUAACUAAUUCAGACAAAUUUGCUGGGAAUAAAAUCCCCAAAUACUUAAUGCCCUGUUUGGUUCACUGGAAGGCACCAGGCUGGAAAGCCAUUACUGGACAGUACGCUGUCAGAGCCAAAGCUUCAGAUUUAGACCAACUGACUUUGUAUCCUGAGAACUUGGAGAAGGAAUUUAAAAUUCUGUGGAGGCAAGGCAUAGAUCUAGUAUGUUCAGACAAAUAAUAAAAUAUCAUCUGCGUAAAGCAGAAGCUUAUGCGCCACACCUCCCGCUGUCACCCCUGGAAAAUCAUCCUCCUUUCUUAUCGCAGCUGCUAAUGGUUCCAGGGCAAGACAGAACAAUAAUGGGGAAAGAGGGCAACCCUGCCGAGUGCCCCUAUGGUAAAAUAAUCUGAAAUUAAUCCAUUUGUUUGUACUGCUGCUACAGGGUGUCUAUAAAGUAACAUAAUCCAACUAAUAAAUGUACUCCCGAACCCAUACAUUUCCAAAAUCUUAAAAAGACAAUCCCAUUCUACCAUAUCAAACGCCUUUUCGGCGUCAAGUGAGAUGACAGCGACCGGAGACUGAUCAUUCGCUACUGACCGCAUGAUAUUGAUGAGACGCCUGAUGUUAUCAGAAGAGCUGCGGCCCCGAAUAAACCACACCUGUCUAUAUGUAUAAGAGAUGUCAUAACCUUACUUAAUCAGUUAGCCAAAAUUUUUGACAACAUUUUACAUCUAGUUGGAUUAGGGAGAUUGGACGGUAACUUUUACACUCGCUUGGAUCUUUGUCCUUUUUAAGAAUCAGACUGGCUUGUGUCAUGGUUGGAGGAAGCUUUCCAUUCUUUAAUGAUUCAGUAUAAACUUAUAACAAAAGUGGAGCCAGUUCUGUAGCAUAGGAUCUAAAAAAUUCUGCGGCAAAACCAUCUGGCACCGGAGCCUUGCCAGUAGGUAGGGACUUAAUUACCUCGUCAAGCUCCUCCAAGGUUAUCUCAGAAUCAAGAGAGUUUUUUUGCUCAGUCGUCAGUUUAGGAAGAUCUAAUAGUUCCUCAAAGUUUCUAAUAUCUUCAUCAGUAGACGAAGACGUGGAACUAUAAAGAUCAAGAUAGAACUCUUUAAAGGCAUUAUUAAUAUCAAUGGCUGAGGUAAAAAUUUAACCACCAGCAGAUUUCACUGAGGGAAUGAUAUCUAGUCAAAAGCUUCCUUGCUUUGUACCCCGACUCAAAGUAUGACUGUCUUGCCCUGAAUAACCAAAACUCCACUUUCUGCGACAAAAUAGUAUUAUUACUAUAUUUCAAUCGGGUCAAUUCUCUGAGGCCAUCAGAUGACAUACGGCACUUCAGCUCUGCCUCUACACUUUGAGAGAGGAAUAUAUUUAUUCUUUGUGUUAUUUUUAAAAUGCUGAAGUCCCUCAUGCCUGUAUGUGAAUGUUACUCUGGCAGUAAUCAUUUAUCAGUGUCAUGCAGCCUGUAUUAUUCAGUUGUGUGCUGAAUGGGGUGCCAAACAUUGACAAGACCCACAUCAUGACCCAUGAGCAUGUAAACAGGUUGAUAAUGUUCUGAGAAUAAAACAAAUGUGUCCACUUUGCGGCCAACAUUAAAAUAAGCUUUACUAACACAUGAUAGAAAGUAUAGCAGCAAAACUUCAAGCAAUUGCAGAAUGGUCCCAUCAGUCUGUGUACACUUCAGAAAGUUGUGCAUCAUUCAGUGAGUGCAUGACUGGGCUUAAAAGAUAAAACUAUGUAGAACUUUUUAUCUUCUCUGUUCCAUGUUCUACUUAAUGGUUGAUGUGGCCCCAGUACCAAAAUAAUUGCACACCCCUGCUCAAUUGAAUAUGUAAGACUAAUACUGUAAAUUGGCAUGCAGAAUUUCUUGAAUACCAGCAAACACACAAAAAUCCUUGCAUUUUGUGAAUGCACAAAAUGCUGCAUAAAAACUUAUAAACGUGUAUGAUUUUGCAAAUCAGUAUGUCCUAAUCUGCAUGCGCAAAAUUUUGCUGUCAUCUUCAGCGACAGAUCAUGGGGAAGAAAAACACCCUGAAGCAAUAAAUGUUUUGCACAUGAAAAAAACUAACUUUUCUUUACAUUGUUUAAGUAGCAUUUAAACAUGAUUAUAAUACAUCUCCACUUUAUACAGAGCACCCCCACUAUUUUCAGAAGCACCCUCAAUGAUUUUGAUCUGGAACCAGGCCUGAGUGUAGCCUGUUUAUUUAACUGGCUUGGAUUUCGCUAUUUCACAGUUUUCACUAUUUCACUACUUCUGUGUUUACUAUUACACAACGUUCACGCACGCGGAAGAAUAACAAACAAAACAUGUUUCACGAGCUACUUUCGUUUUGUGGGAAAUCGCUUAGGAGUAGUGUGCUUGAGAGUUAGUGCAGUGACACACUGCUGGUUUCCUUCAUCAUUUGUGAGGAUGUUGUGUUAUUGGGGAGCGCAGGUCAGAGAGGGUUUGGGUUUGCCUGAUAAUGUCAAACAUGCGGAUUGUGGUGGUACACGCUUCAUGUUUCCAAAAUCAGAAAUACAGGACCCGUCAGCGGGAAGAAGCUUUGUUGGAUUCAUCCGAGAUGGGAAGGUCUCGGUCAUGAGGUUGCGCACUUAAGACAACGAUCAUGAUGGCAGACUAAAACAACUACAGCUAAAGAAAGACAAAAUCAAAUCAAUCGUCUGUGGGGGAUCUGGUGCGGUACUUCUUGCUUAUGGAGGAAAAGUUCUCAUUAUGGGCAAAUCUACUAUGUGCAAUCCUGUCAAAGGCCUGGACAACAGGAAGCAGGUGAUUCAGAUCGCAUGUGGAGACCAGCAUUCAAUGGCACUAACCCACGAUGGUCAGUUGUUUGUAUGGGGUGAGAACUCUCAUGGUCAGCUGGGUUUGAAGGAAGGACAAUCUGGCACUCUAACUGCUCAACAUGUUCAGAGUCUGACUGGAAUUCCUCUGGCUCAGAUCAGUGCUGGAGGAGACCAAAGUUUUGCCUUGUCUCUCUCUGGAGCUGUGUUUGGAUGGGGGAAGAACAACACUGGACAGCUGGGCCUAGGAGACACCAAAGAUAGACACAUACCAACAGUUCUAAACUGCCUGAAUCAGAAGAAAACUGUCAUGAUCUCUUGUGGAGGGGAACACACUGCCACUUUAUCAAAGGGCGGCACUGUGUUCACAUUUGGAUCGGGGCGUUUUGGCCAACUUGGACACAACUCAUUUAGAGAUGAACAUCAUCCGCGGGUGGUUGCUGAACUGUGGGGAUCUAAAGUGUCCCAGGUCACAUGUGGAAGAAAUCACACUCUUGUAUUAGUGGAAUCGUCAAAGCUGAUCUACUCAUUUGGAUGUGGGAUACAAGGGCAGUUGGGAAAUGGACAAAUGUGCAAUCAGUCUGUGCCAUUGCCUGUGGAGCUACCAACUGAACCUAAUAAUGCAUAUGCAAUUAAAAAACUCACGACUGGAGAGAGCCAUUCCUUUGCCUUGUUUAACAAAGAAUUUGGGAAUGCUUCAGCAAAGCAUAAACCCAAUCCAGGUAGAUGGGUUUUGACAUUAGACAAAAGAAUGAUUGACAGAUGGAUGUCUGAAUGUGAAUCAGCGGCAUGGAAAACAAUAAAGAAUGAAAUCAACAAAGUGUUCUCAUCUGCUGCCUCUCUGAAUGGAAGUUUUCUCAAAACUAGUUGUGAUAAACAUUACCAGACAUCUGUGGAGCUCUGUGGUUUGGAUUUUGACCUGAUCAAACAGUCUUUUGUAAAGUUAUCAGAGAAUGAAAGGGUAAUAUCAAAGGUAUUGAAGGUGGUUCAGUGUACACUGCUGCCUUCUCUGAACACAAAUCCAGCUGGUGUUGAAGCUUUGAGAAUUUACCUUCUCCUCCCUGAACUCAUCAGAGUUCUCCAGAAACCACAAAGAACUAAACUGACUGAAGAACUGGCCUCCAAAAUCCUUCAACUCAGUCCUGCUGCUCUGAAGGUGUUAGAGAAUUACUGGUUCAAACUCCCUGAUGACUAUCUCAAAGGCUUGGUGAAGUUAUUUCGCAAAGAAUCUGCUAACUUGAUUGGCAGGAUUGCUGUUGGUCAAAUGAACCAGGACAUUCCAAGACACCUGCAGAAUUUUUUGCAGGUCCUUCUGAUGCUUUAUAAGAUCUUUUGCAGUACCCACAAAGACAUCACAAACAAGGAUUUCAUCAUUCAUGAGAUCAAUGAUCUUCUUGACAUGCUGCAGGUGACCAAUGAAGACCUGACUGACAUGAGUUGGAGGCUUGAUCAGAGUGGAGGGAUCAUUGUGUUGCAGAAGUUGAAAGAUUACUAUGUUGGAAAUAUGAAAAUGUUGGUUAAUUUCCCUUUUGUGGCUGACACCGCAUCUAAACAGAGAAUGUUCUUACACUUGCAGGAUCUACACAUUCAAAACAUAGACCGGAUCAUGUUCUCUGUCCAUGGCAACAUGUUGCACAUAAACAGGCAAUCAUUGAUGGAGGACACACUUCAGUAUUUAAGACAAGGCAUCCACUCUUUUUCCCUUCCACUGAAGGUGGAAUUUGCUGGUGAGAAUGGCAUCGAUGAAAGGGGCUUAUCUGCUGAGUUUUUCUCCCUACUUUCACAGUCUAUUCUUACAUGGGAGAAACAGCUACUGGAAGUCUGUGAGAAUAAAGUGGUUUGGUUCAGUCCUGAUUGCAUACAUAAAGAAAAUUGUGAUGUCACAGAUUUUUAUUACAUCGGCAUUAUGUGUGGAAUGGCACUGUACAACCAUCAUUACAUGAACAUUAACUUCCCAUUGGCGUUGUUCAAGAAACUCCUCCAAUUGAGUCCCACACUCAGUGAUCUAGAGGAACUGUCCCCUGUGGAGGCCAGAAGUUUGAAAAACCUUCUGGAGGAGGAUGAGGAAGUGGUGGAUGAGCUCUUUUUGGAUUUCACGGUCAAAGGUCAAGAACUCAUUCCAAAUGGAAGUCAGAUUCCAGUGACCAAAAUUAAUAGACAGAAGUAUGUGGAUUUGCAUGUUGACUUCGUUUUCAACAAGGCGGUGACGAAUCAGUUUGAGCAGUUUUCAAGAGGUUUUUCGAAAGGUUUUCCUCUCAGUGCCUUGAAAAUGUUCCACCCUGAAGAACUCAAGGAGCUUUUUCAUGGUUCACCUGAAUAUAAGUGGAAAGACCUUCACCAGUGUGCUACCUACGAACACUGUUCUCCCUCUGAUGAGCAUAUCAAGAAUUUCUGGACUGUUUUCUUCGAGUUGUCUGAAGAGAACAAGAAGAAAUUUCUACUUUUCAUGUAUGGAACGGACCGUGUUCCUGCCGGAGGUCUCUCAAAGCGGUCACUGAAGAUUGUGCAGUUGAACCUUCCAGAGCCAGAUGACCGUUUCCCAGAAGCCCAGACCUGUUUUGACAUAUUGCAUCUCCCCAAAUACAGCAAUGCUGACAUACUUCGCAACAAGCUAAUGCAUGCUAUCAACUUCUGUGAGGUUUUCGGACGGAGCUUGUGCUUCAGUCCACUCAUUCUGAGAACUGUGAGGAUGUUGUGUUAUUGGGGAGCGCAGGUCAGAGAGGGUUUCGGUUUGUUACAGCCUGAUAAUGUCAAACAUGCGGAUUAUGGUGGUAUACGCUUCAUGUUUCCAAAAUCAGAAAUACAGGACCUGUCAGCGGGAAGAAGCUUUGUUGGAUUCAUCCGGGAUGGGAAGGUCUCGGUUAUGAGGUUUCGCGCUGAAGACAACGAUCAUGAUGGCAGACUAAAACAACUACAGCUAAAGAAAGACAAAAUCAGAUCAAUUGUCUGUGGGGGAACUGGUGCGGUCCUUCUUGCUCAUGGAGGAAAAGUCUAUAUUAUGGAUAACUCUAUGCGCACAUAUGUUUUAUCUGACAGCAGUCCUCUUAAAGGCCUGGAAAACAGACAGGUGAUUCAGAUCGCAUGUGGAGACCAGCAUUCAAUGGCACUAACCCAGGAUGGUCAGUUGUUUGUAUGGGGUGAGAACUCUCAUGGUCAGCUGGGUUUGAAGGAAGGACAAUCUGGCACUCUAACUGCUCAACAUGUUCAGAGUCUGACUGGAAUUCCUCUGGCUCAGAUCAGUGCUGGAGGAGACCACAGUUUCGCCUUGUCUCUCUCUGGAGCUGUGUUUGGAUGGGGGAAGAACAACACUGGACAGCUGGGCCUAGGAGACACCAAAGAUCGACAUGUCCCAACAGUUGUAAACAGCCUGAACCAGAAAAAAACUGUGUUCAUCUCUUGUGGAGCGGAGCACACUGCCACUUUAUCAAAGGAAGGCACUGUGUUCACAUUUGGAUCGGGAUGUUUUGGGCAGCUUGGGCACAACUCAUUUAGAGAUGAACAUCAUCCACGGAUGGUUGCUGAACUGUGGGGAUCUAAAGUGUCCCAGGUCACAUGUGGAAGAAAUCACACUCUUGUAUUAGUGGAAUCGUCAAAGCUGAUCUACUCAUUUGGAUGUGGGAUGCAAGGGCAGUUGGGAAAUGGACAAAUGUGCAAUCAGUCUGUGCCAUUACCUGUGGAGCUACCAACUGAAUCUAAUCAUGCAUAUGCAAUUGGGAAACUCAUUGCUGGCGAGAACCAUUCCUUUGCAUUGUGCUUUAAGAAACUUGGGAAUGAAUCAGCAAAGCCAAAACCCAAUCUGGGCAGAGGGGUUUUGACAUUAAACGACAGAAUGAUUGACCGAUGGCUGUCUGAAUGUGAUUCAAAGUCAUGGAGAACAAUCAAGAAAGAAAUUAACAAAGUGUUUUCCUCUGCUGCGUCUCUGAAUGGAAGUUUUCUCAAAACAAGUUGUGACGAACAUUACCAGACUUCUGUGGAGUUCUGUGGUUUGGAUUUCGACCAGGUCAAAAGAUCUUUUGCAAAGAUAUCGGAGAAGGAAAGGGUUAUAUCCGAGGUAGUCAAGGUGGUUCAGCGUACAGUGCUGCCUUCUCUGAGCACAAACUGCAAUCUGAAUCCGAUUUGUGUGGAAGCUUUGAGACUUUACCUUCUCCUCCCUGAGCUCAUCAGAGUGGCUCCACAAAGAACUGAACUCACUGAAGCACUGGCCUCUGAAAUUCUACACCUGAAAUCUGCUGCUCUUAAGUUGUUAGAGAACUACUGGUCCAGAUUGCCUGAUGAUUGUCUCAAAGGCUUGGUGAAGUUAUUUCGUAAGGCAUCUGCCAAGUUAAUUGGCAGGAUUGCUGUUGACAACAUGAACUGUGACAUACCGACACGCCUGAAGAAAUGUGUGGAGGUCCUUCAGAUGCUCUAUAAGGUCUGUUGUAGUGCCCGCAAAAACAUUACAAAGAGUGAUUUCAUCAUCCAUGAGAUCAAUGAUCUUCUUGAUACGCUGCAAGCCACCAAUGAUGAUGUGCAUAACAAUUGGUGGUGGCAUAACUGGAAUGGAAAAGUCAAUGAAAUUGUGGCAUUGCAACAGUACUAUAAUACAGCUAUAAACAAUCUUAUAUCGCUUCCAUGCAUCUUUAACCUAGAGGCCAAAUUCAGCUUUUUGAAAAACAGACAACGACAGCGGUUUUACAAUCUGACUUUGAGACGCACAGCACUGCUGGAAGAUUGUUUCUCUGAGUUGAGAAAUGCCACCGAGCAACAGCUCAAAGGAGGAUGCCUGAGGGUGUAUUACACAGAGGACAUGAAUAAGUCAGAUGUCAACAAGAGGGACUUUUUUCUCAACGUGUUUAAAGAGCUGUGUGAACCGGCCUCUCAGAUGUUCAUGUAUAAUGACAAUAAAACCAUGAUCUGGUUCCCAGCAAGGCCAACUGUAGAGAAGGAGAGGUAUUUCCUCUUUGGAAUCCUUUGUGGAUUGGCCUUUAACAACAACUGUGUAGUGCAACUGCCUUUUCCUUUAGCUUUGUUCAAGAAACUUCUCAACGUCAAGCCAUCUCUCAAAGACUUGGGAGAGUUUGAGCCGGUUCUUGCCAAGAGUUUUCAGUACAUUCUGGACUACAGCGAUGAUGUUGAAGAAAUGGACAAUGACUUCAAGAUCAAAUGGAAUGGAACAGAAGUGGAAUUGGAUCCUACUGAGCCAGGAAAAACUGUCACAAAUUACAACAGGACAGACUUUGUGGACAAGUAUGUGGAUUAUGUCCUGAAUAAGUCUGUUGAGGGAGUGUUUGAAGAAUUCAGGAGAGGUUUCUUCAAAGGGUGCGAGAGUCACUUGGUGGAGAUGUUUGAACCAGAGCAGCUGAGAGGAUUGCUGGUGGGCAACGAGGAAUAUGACUGGGACACUCUCAAACAGAACACCAGAUAUGAAGGACUGUUUGAUGCUGAACAUCCAACCAUCAUCUCAUUCUGGGAGGUGUUUGAUGAACUGAAGUCAGUUCAAAAGAAGGCCUUUCUAUUGUUCUUAACGGGGUUUGAGCGAGUGCCCAUUCUUGGUAUGAGUCAGGUGAAGAUGAGAGUGAGAAACUUGUACAACUCUACACAGGACCAUCUACCAGAGGCUCUGACCUGCCACGCCCUGCUGGAGCUUCCUGUUUAUCAGAGCAGGACAACACUAAAGGAGAAACUAAUUGAAGCCCUCAACCACAAAAGAGGGUUCUGGGAGGAAUGAGAUCGAUGCUUGAUGAGUUUUUUUUAUAGAUUUUUUAUCUUACCUUUGGACAUCUAACCUGUGCUAAUGCACAUAGCUCUCAGGAAAUUAUCUUGAGAUAAUGUGGUUUUGCCCUCCCUGCAAAACCACGUCCUCCGAAGACAUGUCAGAAAAACAACCAUGUCACAAGCAAAACGAUUUUUUACACAGUCUAGGACUGUCACAGAGACAAAUGUGAACACCCAUUUGAGGGAUAUUCAAAAUUUAAAAUUUAAACAAACAUGUGUUAUAAAAAAACAUGUUUUAGCUUAACAUUGUUUAAAGGGAUAGUUCACCCAAAAAUGAAAAUUCUCUCAUCAUUUAUUCACCCUCAUGCCAUCCCAGAAGUGUAUAACUUUCUUU